GUCAGACAUCUGAUGACGUAUCUGUAUCCGUGUAAAGAUGGCGAGAGUAGAGGAGUCCAACAAGCCUUUGUUCGCAGGUUUGUCUGACAUCUCAAUCUCGGAGGACAUCCCAGUGGAGGGGGACAUAUCGGUGCCAGUGGGCUCACAGAAUGCAGAUGAUGAUCUCUCGACUUUGGAUGAGCCAGUCAAAGACACCAUUCUGAGGGAUUUGAAAGCCGUUGGGCAGAAGUUUGUUCAUGUGAUGUACCCCAAGAAAAGUUCUGCGUUACUCAGAGAUUGGGACUUAUGGGGACCUCUCCUCCUCUGUGUCACCCUGGCUUUAAUGUUACAGGGUGGAUCAGCUGACAGUGAGGAAGAUGGCAGGCCACAGUUUGCAGAGGUCUUUGUCAUCAUCUGGUUCGGUUCUGUAAUCAUCACCCUCAACUCCAAACUCUUGGGAGGAACUAUCUCAUUUUUCCAGAGUCUGUGUGUGUUGGGAUACUGUAUUCUUCCUCUGACUGUGGCCAUGAUAGUUUGCCGCAUUGUUCUGCUGGGGGGCUCAGGCGCCGUCAGUUUUGCUGUCCGUCUCAUAGCUGUCACUGCAUCCUUCGGCUGGUCAACGUUUGCCUCAACAGCAUUUCUUGCAGACAGUCAACCGGCCAAUAGGAAAGCUCUGGUUGUGUAUCCUGUGUUCCUGUUCUACUUUGUGAUUGGCUGGAUGGUUUUGACAUUUUCUCCUUCUCAUUAGCAGACAUAUACCUUACGGCAAUUGCACAACAGACUUUAACUCCCCCCUUUACUAAGACCACCAAGAGACAAUCUGAAAGCUGGCCAGUGAUUGAACUAGACUAAAAGGUGGUGGAGCACUUUGACUUUGAAGACUUAUAAAGGGACAAACAGAGGAGAGUAAGGGGAUCAUUGGAUUCGCCAUCACUCCUCCCCAUUCCUCAUUCAAUUGCAAAAGAAGAGGAGUGGUGGACAUUUAAUUAUUAUUUUCUACUAAUUUAACAACAGCCCACUCAUAGUUUGUCACACUACAGAAGCUGACGCCGUGUGUGUGUUUGUGUGGGAGCGGAUUUGGGUGGUUUCCGAGUACCUUUUUUUAGGUUACAAACUGGUAAUUACAAGGGUAUUAUGCUAUAAAUGUAGUUUGAGGACAUUUCUAGUGUCCCCAUAAUUCAAAUCACUUAAACAUAUUGAAUUAUGCGUUUUUUUUUUGAAAAUGUAAAAAUGCAGAAGGUUUUUUUGUGAGGGUUAGGUUUAGGGGUAGGGUUAGGAGAUAGAAUCUAUAGUUCGUACAGUAUAAAUUAUGUCUAUGGACAGUCUGCAUAUGGAUAGCUGCACCAACGUGUGUGAGAGAGAGAGAAUACGUGAGACUUGAUGUGUGUAAAUGUUUUGUUAUGUGUGAGGAACAACAUUAGUGCCCCUCUAUUACAGGUACAGUCACACCCCUAGCAUGGAGACUGGAUAUUUUAUUAUGUGUCGGAUAUGGCUAUGUGCAUAAAAAGCUAUGUCGGUGUGGAUAUGCUUACUCAGGCACAGAUAUGUGAUUGUAAUUGCUUGUGUGUUUGAGCAGUGUGACUGUUAGCUAAGUUAGGACUCUGGAGCUGUGAAAUCCUCCUAGAAAGCUAUUCAGAUAUUAUCAGGCUCCACAUUCAGUUAAGUGUUUCCUUGCAGAGAAGAGGUCAACUCCCCUCACAGCACUGCACACAACAAUAGACCUGGAGAUAGCUGAAGUUUCUUUUCUUUGGUGUUUACCUUGUUCUGAAUGAUUUAUGUAUGGGCUUUGUUAAAUGUAUCCAGGGGUGUUAAACUCGGUUCCUGGAGGGCCACAGUCCAGCAGAGUUUAGCUCCAACCCUAAUUAAAAUCACCUGAAGCAGCUAAUCAAGGUCCCCAGGAGUGCUUGAAGAUUACAAGGAGACAUUUUGGAGCAGGGCUAUGGCCCUCCAGGAACUGAAUUUAAGUUAAGACAUUCCAGAAUUAAAUAAAAAUUAACUUUCUGAGUGCUGCAGAGAUGCUUUUAUUUUGUCCUUUUAUUUGUCUGUCUCUGUUUGUACAUGGAAACUAAAAUAUGUAGGUUGAAUUUGGGAGAGAAACACUGUUUCUGUCUCUAUAAAGGUCAGUAAAGUGGCGCCUAUUUUUUGUUAGAAUCAAAUAAAAUAUUAAUAUUUGAAAAUAAUUUGUCCAAAUCAAAGUCAGCUGUGUAACUAACUUGCAGGUAGCCAGAAGAAGAAGAAAAAAAAAAAAACAUAAAACAGAGAGGACUCCUUUAGACCCUGAGAUUAUCAAAUUUAAUUAUAAAAUAUAAGAUACUUCAACAUUUUUAUAAAAAGGCACAUUUAUUUCGGGUCAAAUGGGGUAACCAUAAGAAAACAUCUUUAUAUUCAUAACUCAAAAAUUCUGAAGGAGAAAAAAAUUAAUAAGUUAUGUAAACUCAUGUGUAUUCAAGGUGCUAGGGAAGUAUUUUAAUACCUUUUACAUGAUGGUUACACCACUUGACCACUUAUUUAGUAGAAAAUACUAUAAAUGUUUUUUGUUUUUUUUAAUGAAACAAACAUGGACACAAAGAUUACAUUUAGAUUUUUUUGACAUGUUGUAGAAUAGAUUUUUAAAAGAUUUUACAUUUUUAUCGACUCUGACAACCUUAUUUGUCAAUUACCCAUAAAUAAAGUGUUCUGGCAUUAAAAAAAAAGAAAUUCUAAAUCAUAUUCUUUCACUUAUUUUCUUGCCUCUUUCUCUCAUGAACACAAAUGCUGCAUAUGCAUAUCCAUCUCCUGUCAGUCUCACAACGUCAGUCUUCAACACACUGUCUCUCUUCCGCAUACAAUAUUCUACAAUAUUUGUUUCUCUCGGCAAAAAACAAAAAAACAAAAACAAUUUUAUCCUGUCUCUGUCACACAGACACACUUUUUGUCUCACACAGUCAAAUUCUCACACACACACUUCUCAAUUUGCCUCUGUGUGAUAGUAAUUCAAAUUAGAAAGACUUUCCAUCUUCUACAUCUAAAAAAAGGCUUUAAAUUUAAUUUCUAAUGCAUUGCACCUGAACCACAAGGUGUUACUGAGGUGUGUGUGUGGUGAUUAAAUAAAAGAUGUGUAAGUGUGAGAUAACUAUCAUUAUUAUUAUUUCCUUCUUUGUUAGUGUAUCUGCUAUGAUACCUUUGUGGUAUAGUUCUUGUAGUUGUUUUUAGUAAAAGUCUGAUCUCCUGGUGGCCUUAAUUGCUGCUUCUGUCAAUAUCAGUAUAGUUUAAAUAUUAGUGUGUGUGUGUGGGUGCUUUAAUCUGUGGCAGACGUAUUUGCUUAGCUUGGCAUUUAAGUUUCCUCAGCCUGCUUUUAGUUAGAGAUGUCAUAUACAGAAAAUAAGAGGAGUUCAGAGAACUAGAAGAAGGAAAAAGAAAAGAUAGUCAGUACUCACAAACUCUAGAACAACCUCCCACAACAUCUCCGUAAAAUUUCAUUUCUUCAGAUCUUCGAAACUCAAUUGAAAACUCAUUUAUUUGCACUUUGUUUAAAUAUUUAACUGACUCUCUAGUGCUGUUUUCUUCCA
Messenger RNA from Myxocyprinus asiaticus (Chinese sucker), 3527 nucleotides. RefSeq names its product Yip1 domain family, member 6 (gene yipf6). Gene Ontology annotation, biological process: endoplasmic reticulum to Golgi vesicle-mediated transport. Gene Ontology annotation, cellular component: membrane; trans-Golgi network. The transcript has 7 exons. Bases 38 to 727 code for a protein of 229 amino acids. The record is from RefSeq and is a predicted model, not a curated record. NCBI's taxonomy places the organism in Eukaryota, Metazoa, Chordata, Actinopteri, Cypriniformes, Catostomidae.